Molecule: messenger RNA, 1213 nt
Organism: Coregonus clupeaformis (lake whitefish)
Lineage: Eukaryota; Metazoa; Chordata; Actinopteri; Salmoniformes; Salmonidae
Product: neurofibromin-like
Exons: 6
Coding region: 398-901 (167 amino acids)
Biological process (GO): regulation of GTPase activity
Source: RefSeq, a predicted model, not a curated record
CCUAACAAUGGGAGUCGUUGUCCACAUAGCGCCAUUGUCUAGUUCUUGCCUAUCCUUUGUUUGGAUUGGUGGAUACGUCUCAUUUUUGUAAUCUCUUUUUGAAUAUUCGAUUAGGGUUGUUGACUUCAACGGAGAGAGAUGCUAUGCGAUAUAAAGCGUUUUUUCUCAAAGUUGCCGGGAUGUCACGUGUCCUACUUAUAUCAGUACAAUCGUAACAAUUUAAGCAUUACGAAACGUAUAGCUAAUUUUCCCCAAACAUCAGACACCCCCUGACCUCGGACACUUUCUAGCGGUUGGAGGAUUGAAUCACCUCGAGCUCAACAUUUAAAUGGACUGAAAAAUAACGGUGGUGAGCCAGCGUUUCCCCCAGAACAGUAUAGGGGCGGUGGGCAGUGCCAUGUUCCUGCGCUUCAUCAACCCUGCCAUCGUGUCGCCCUACGAGGCAGGCAUCCUGGAUGAGAAGCCCCCACCCAGGAUAGAGAGAGGACUGAAGCUCAUGUCCAAGAUCCUCCAGAGCAUUGCCAACCACGUGUUGUUUACCAAAGAGGAGCACAUGAGGCCUUUUAACGACUUUGUGAAAAGCAAUUUUGAUGCAGACAGGCGGUUCUUCUUGGACAUAGCGUCUGACUCUCCUCCCAGUGACUCAGUCAACCACAGCCUGUCCUUCAUCAGUGAUGGCAACGUUCUGGCCCUCCAUAGGCUGCUGUGGAACAACCAGGAGAGGAUCGGACAGUACCUCUCCAGCAACAGGGACCACAAGGCAGUGGGCAGGCGGCCGUUUGACAAGAUGGCCACCCUCCUGGCCUAUCUGGGGCCCCCCGAGCACAAACCUGUGGCCGACACCCACUGGUCCAGCCUCAACCUCACCAGCUCCAAGUUUGAAGAGUUUAUGACCAGCUAACUGUUCUCCUAGUGUAGAGUUAGUGUGUAAAAUGUUCUAAGACACUAAGGAUGCCAGCAGUUGGUGAGUGGAGUUGAUUCAGAAGCAUUCUAUUGUCCGUUUUUCCCUGAUUUCUAGGCACCAGGUCCAUGAGAAAGACGAGUUUAAAGCCCUGAAGACCCUCAACAUCUUCUACCAGGCUGGAACCUCCAAGAAUGGCAACCCUGUCUUCUACUAUAUUGCUCGCAGGUAGUACAGAGGGAGGAGGGUGAUCCUCAGAGGGAAGGACAGGAAGUUGUUGAGGAAGAACCGGUGGCCCCGCCCAAGAAGGAG